AAUAAAUAUCACCAAUAAUAAGAACUAAAUCAUUUUAUUCCAUUCUUCUUUUUAAUAUUACUAUUCUUUACCUUCCACUCUAUCCUUCGAAAUGUAUAUCUCUAUUGUUAAAAAACAAUUUUAAAAAAACUAAAUACUGUAUAAAAAGUACAUUAAGCGAGCGGGAAAAAACAGGAGUGUGUAUAUGCAAAUGAAACAAGUUUUCUGUUCUGACUACUCUGCCAUCUGGAAACAGCUGUUUGUUAACACCCCCGAGCAUCAUGGCCGCUCCCAGUCCGAUGGAGCCGUUAAAAAUGACAUUUGUUGGCUGAAAUGCUAUCGAACAGUGCCUAAAUAUCCUUCAUUUAUACGACGAGUGUAAAUAUCGUGAACACAGUUCAAUUGUAUUUCAUAUUGCCCGUAUUCGCCAUUUCGGGGAUGACUUCCGUGUGAUUUCUUUUCAAUUCGUAUGCGAAUGUUCCUCCUACGCUACUCGUCUUUUACAGAUAGUAAUCAGUGUUUUGUUCAGACAUUAUUCAAAAUAAUACACGUAUUGCAUUGUCAGGACAUGUUACAAUGAUGCCGAUAAAGGAUAACCAGGAUGUGGCGUGCUUUCUGGUCACCAAACACUCGUGGAAGGGAAAGUACAAACGUAUUUUCUCAAUUGGAUCCAUGGGUAUAACAACAUAUAAUCCUACUACAUUAGAAGUCACAAACAAAUGGGAAUACUCAGAUUUUAUAAGUGUGCAACCGACAAAUAGAAAUCAGUUGGGCUCGCAUGAAUUUAGCAUAACAAUGCGCAAAGAACGUAAAGUUGACAAUAUGAAAUUUAGUUCAGAAUACAGAGCUGAUUUAUUAACUGAGGCUCUUAAGUAUAGGAAUCAAUUCGUUGAAAAACCUAAAGAAAUUUUGAGAUACCAAGCUUACAAACAUCAUUGGUCCGAUACAAGAUUACCUGUUGUAUUAGAAGUAACGCCAUUUAGUCUUGACCAAUUAGAUCCAGCUACUAACAUGGUAUUAGCCAGUUAUUGUUACAAAGAUUUUGAAGGAAUUGCCACAAUGAAAGAUUAUCCUAAUGGAUUUGUAAUUGUAUGUGGCGGAUUUGGACGUUUACAUCUAUUCGCUUCUCAACACAUGGAAGAAAUUAAGAAAAAGUUACAUGAUUCAGCUAUGAAUAAUUUAGGCAUUACAAUAAAAGUUUUGAAAGAACCAAUCAAAUUAGAUGAUUUUGUUGCUCAAAGAUUGGGCAAAUUUAGUGGGGAUGAACAUAUAACAAGUGUUUCAGAGUUUACUGUUCACAAAUAUUCAUCUAGACAUAUAGAUCCACAAAGAAGAACUCUUUGUCUCUCUGACACUUGUUUAUUGGAGAGAGAUCCUCAAACAUAUAAUAUUUGUACUCUUAGGCCAUUGUCAGACAUUUUUGCUUUGAUUCGUGAUAAUGAAAACCCACAACUAUUCACUAUACAAUACCUUAAUAAUCAGUCACGCAGUUACACUGCAACAGAUAGAGAUUCUUUACUGGCAUCUUUAUUGGAUGGUGUUAGAGCAUCUGGUAACAGAGAUGUUCAUGUCAGAAUGUAUCCAAUUCCUCGAGGAAAAAGACUUGGACCUCUGAAUUUGCCAGUUGAUGAAGAAGUUGAAACAUCUCAUGUUAAAUUUUUACACCAACCACCUAGUGGACGUACAUUUGCUGAAAUUUUGGAAAGAUUUAAUGCAAACAUUCCCUACAGUGGUCUGAAUUAUUCUGUGACCCAAGAUGGUCUUUUCACUGAAAAUAAAGAUAAAAUUAUUCUCAGUGCUCUAAAUGGGGUAGUCAACAGAGAUUUAGAAACAAAUGGCGAAAUAGAGGCACAGUUUCAUUGUUUGAGAAGAUUAGUUGCUAGUAAAAUUGGUUUCACUGCAUUUACUACACUUCCUGGAUUCAGAGAAUCAAUUGGUCAUAAAGUUGUAAAAGCUUUAAAAAGGCAAGAUUACGGUGUAACACAGGCUGCUAUAGAUUGCAUUUGUGCUCUUAUGCAGCCGAUGCAUGAUGAUUGUGACUUAAGACAAGAACAAUUAAAUAAAAGUAGUCUUCUCAGCAGUAACAAAUUCUUGGAAAGUUUACUUGAUAUGUGGAUCAAUCAUAUUAAUCAUGGUACAGGCGCUCUGGUAGUUUCUGCCAUGCUUGAUCUUCUGACUUUUGCCCUAUGUGUACCAUACAGUGAAACAACUGAUGGAAAACAUUUUGACAACCUCUUAGAAAUGGUUGCUGCUAGAGGCAGAUCCCUUUUUAAAUUGUUUCAACAUCCAUCGCUAGCUAUCGUCAAAGGUGCAGGCUUAAUAAUGAGAGCAAUUAUUGAAGAAGGUGCUCCAGAAGUUGCAGCAAAAAUGCAAGAACUUGCACUUGCUGAAGGAGCUUUGCCAAGACAUUUACUAAAUAGUCUUUUCACUGUUGGCACUGAUGGUAGACUAUUAACACAUAGACAGUUAUGCAGGCAUCUUGUAGGACUCUGGGUUACAGGACAUCCUACGGCUAUGGGUUUAUUAAAAAGAAUCAUGCCUGUUGGUUUAUUAAAUUACUUAGACUCCAAUGAGAAGGUUCCCGAGUCUUUUCUUGAGAAAGAAAGAUUGAACAAUCGUGACAAUUUAAAAAUAGCAAUAGAUCAUGCAUCGAAAAAUAAGAAGAACCCACAGUGGAUUGCGAUCGAGCGCCAAAUGCGCGUGGUUGAGAAACACGUGGAACAUGCUCUUCAACAUUGGGGAGCCAGGAUCGGCAUCGAGCGCAAAGAAAAAAUUAAAGAACGUCCAAUAGUAUUAAGGAAACGAAGGGAAAGGAUCAAAUCAGAAGCGAAUUGGAAUUUGUUUUAUUAUAAAUUCAAUCAGGAUCAUUCGCUGCCAAAUUUAAUUUGGAACCAUAAAACACGAGAGGAAUUAAGAACAGCACUUGAAAAUGAAAUUCGCGCAUUCUGUUCUGAUAAAGAUUUGGCUGGUGGGACACUAAUUGCUUGGAAUCAUAGAGAAUUUGAAGUACAGUAUCAGUGCCUGUCAGACGAGGUGAAAAUUGGCGAUUAUUACUUAAGGCUUUUGUUGGAAAAAGAUAGUCCGGAUAGUCCAAUAAGAAAAUCGUAUGAAUUUUUUAAUGACUUGUACCAUAGAUUCAUAUUAACAACAAAAGUUGAAAUGAAGUGCCUUUGCUUGCAAGCAAUGACUAUAGUAUAUGAACGAUAUUAUGAAGAUAUUGGUCCAUUUUCGGAUACAAAAUAUAUUGUAGGCAUGCUGGAACGUUGUACGGACAGAAUGGAACGUGAUAGAUUAGUCAUGUUUAUAAAUAAACUCAUAUUGCACAGGAGAAAUGUAAAAGACAUAAUGGAUCAAAAUGGAGUACGCACAUUGGUAGAUCUACUGACGUUAGCUCAUUUACAUACAUCACGAGCAGUUGUACCGACGCAAACUAAUGUAAUAGAAGCAGGACCACAGCAGCAGCAAAUAAUGGAAAAAGAAUGGUAUUAUAACGAUGGCGAUCAGCGGAAAGGUCCUAUAAGUUUGAAGGAUUUGAAAGAGUUGUAUUUAACAAAUCAAAUUACAUACAAAACAAAAGUUUGGGCACAAGGACUGGACGGGUGGCGAAUGAUUUCACAAGUCCCACAAUUGAAAUGGACAUUAGUCGCAAAAGGAUCACCAGUAAUAAAUGAAAGUGAAUUGGCAACGUUAAUCCUAGAUAUUUUAAUCAAAAUGUGUGAAUAUUUUCCAAGUAGGGAUGUUGAUGACGCGGUAAUCAGACCCUUACCGCGCAUGAAGCGGUUAUUAUCUGAUCUUCAGUGCCUACCUCACAUUGUUCAACUUUUAUUAACCUUUGAUCCGGUUUUAGUUGAGAAAGUAGCUACUUUAUUAUGUGAAAUAAUGCGGGAUAACGCAGAUGUUUCAAAAAUCUAUCUUACCGGUAUCUUCUAUUUCAUAUUAAUGUAUACUGGUUCUAAUGUUUUACCGAUAGCACGGUUUUUGCAAUUAACACACACGAAACAAGCAUUUAGGAGUGAUGAUAACGUCGCGUCUGAUAUCAUGCAGCGAAGUAUUCUUGGACAGUUAUUGCCCGAUGCGAUGGUGAGUUAUUUAGAAAAUCAUGGCGCAGAAAAGUUUGCACAAAUAUUUCUCGGAGAUUUCGACACGCCAGAAGCUAUUUGGAACGCUGAAAUGAGAAGAAUGCUCAUAGAAAAGAUAGCAACACAUAUUGCAGAUUUUUCUCCAAAGUUACGAAGCCACACAAUGGCAAGAUAUCAGUACAUUGCUAUACCUGCAGUCAGAUAUCCACAAUUAGAAAAAGAAUUGUUCUGUCAAAUAUUUUAUCUACGUCAUCUUUGUGAUACCGUUAAAUUCCCCCAAUGGCCUAUUCCUGAACCAGUACGACUAUUUAAAGAUGUAUUAGACACAUGGAAGAAGGAAGUAGAGAAAAAACCACCGUUGAUGACAGUGGACGAAGCUUAUAAAGUUCUUCAGUUGUCUCAUGGAAAACAGCAUAAUGAGGCUGAAGUGAGAAAAUCAUACUAUAAACUUGCACAAAUGUAUCAUCCUGAUAAAAAUCCUCAAGGAAGAGAUAAAUUCGAAGCAGUUAAUCAAGCAUACGAGUUCUUAUGUAGUCGGAGUUGUUGGGCUACCGAUGGUCCGAAUCCUGACAACAUAGUACUUAUUUUGAGAACACAAAGCAUCCUAUUCCAUAGAUAUUCUGACGAACUUAGACCAUAUAAAUAUGCCGGUUAUCCUCAACUAAUCAAAACAAUAAAAUUAGAAACAGAUGAUGAACAGUUGUUUUCAAAGUCCGCGCCGUUACUAGCCGCUGCCAGUGAACUAGCAUAUCAUACAGUUCAGUGUUCUGCAUUGAACGCGGAGGAGCUCCGUAGAGAAGGGGGAUUAGAUGUUUUAUUGGAAGCUUAUACGCGAUGUGUUUCUGUUUUAAAUAAAUCAAGCAAACCUAAUGAUAUAGCAGUACAAGUUUGUAUGCAUAUAACAAGAUGUUUCGCGGUCGCUGGCUCGUUUAGGGGUUGCAAAGAUAGAAUUAUUGAAUUGCCACAACUGGUUAAAGAUAUUUGUAGAAUAUUACAUUUCAAGCAUUUAACAAAAUUAUGUUCAGUGGCCACAGAGUGCAUCUCUUCUCUUGCUACAGACAGUGUACUCCAAAUGCAAUUGUUACAAUCAGGUGCUUUGUGGCAUUUAUUGCUGUUUAUGUUUAAUUACGAUUAUACACUGGAAGAAGGUGGCGUUGAGAGAAAUCAAGACGAAAAUCGUCAAGAAGUGGCAAAUAAUUUAGCUAAAUUGGCUGUACGGGCUUGUGCUAGAUUAGGCGGUUACAUGACCGGAGAAAAUGAAACACCUGUUAAUCCAGUUACGGUAGCUGCUUUAGAAAGUUUGUUAACACCUUACUUAGCACGGCAACUUGGAAAAAACAAGCCGGAGGAAAUAUUGAAAAUUUUGAAUUCAAAUUGUUCAAAUCCAUAUCUAAUUUGGGACAACGGAACAAGAGCAGAAUUAAACGAAUAUUUGGAAGCUAAACGACAAAAAAGAUUAAAUGGAAGUGAAACCUUUGAGCAUGAUUUUAGCGAUUUUAAAUAUAGUUCUCAUGCAGAUGAACUUAUUAUUGGGGAGAUUUUCGUAAAAGUAUAUAAUGAGCAGCCUGUUUUUCCGAUAGAGAAUCCUAAAAGCUUUACAAUAAAUUUACUUGACUUUUUGUCGGACUCAUGGGAAUACUUGACAUCAAUAGGAAAUGUAGCACUAGCUAAGAAAGAUCAAAGAAAAUUAAAACAUAUUGUCAUGUCUCUAGAAGCCUUAAGAAAUGUGAUCAAGAAUAAUCCAGGAAUAGAAUUACAAUGCAUAGGGCAUUUCAGAUUAUUAUUUGGACUUUUAAAUAGUAAUAAUUUCAAAUUAAUUCAAAAGCAUGCUUUGGAGGUGAUUAGUAGUGUUACAAGGAAUCAAGAGUGUGUGGAUGAUAUUGCGGCAAAUGAAGUUAUGGUAUAUUUGUUAUUAUCAUUAAAUACCUUAAAGGAGUGUCAACUUCUUAUACUAGAAACAUUAUAUGCCCUAAUGAGUUCUACAAAAAUUGUAAAGGAUGCACUAUCUAAAGGUGCUGUUGUAUAUAUUCUUGAUUUAUUCUGUAAUUCAAGUAACACACAAAUACGUGAAACAGCUGCUGAAUUGCUUGGUAAAAUGUCGUCCGACAAGUUGGCGGGUCCGAAAGUAAAAUUAGAUCUAUCCAAAUUUCUGCCUAGAUUAUUUAGUGAAGCAAUUCGGGAUGUUCCUAAACAAUGCGUGCACAUGUUUGAAACGAAACAUGAGAAUCCUGAACUAAUUUGGGAUGAUAAUGCCAAAGCUAAAGUCUCAAGGAUUGUCGCCGAAUUAAAAGAGGAAUAUUAUGCAUUGCAAAGGCGAAAUCCCAAUGCAAUAUUAAAGUUACCUGAUACUCAGAAUAAUAUUGAUAUCGCAACAAGUGAGCCCGUAGUGGGUGGUGUAUAUCUGAGAUUAUUUGUAGCUAGUCCUGCAUGGGCUCUUAGGAAACCUAAAGAAUUUUUAAGCGAACUUAUGGAUACCACAUUAACACUUAUGUCCAAAGAAAAACCUGAUUCGGACAUGUUGGAAUUAACAACACAAGCAUUAGUAUGUUUACUUCAAGCACAACCAACUUUAGCCGACCAAGUUCCAUCGUUAGGACAUAUACCUAGACUUUGUCGGCAAAUGGCAAUACAAAAUAAUCAACCAUCUGUGUAUAAAACUGCGAUAUUAAUACUUCAUCAAUUAGCGACCAGUGAAAUUUGUAUAUCAUCCAUUUGUCAAACUGAAUGCAUAAGCCCAUUGAAACAUGCGAUGCAAUCUAGGAGGGAUAUGAUAGCAAUAGCAUGCGAGACAUUAAAUAGGUUAUUCUCAACUAACGAAGAUAGACUUAUAAAACAAGCUUUGGAUGCUGAAAUGGUACCCUAUUUAUUAAACAUACUAGAGGGACGAUUAGAUGCUAUUGAAAAUCCUGCAACAACCAAAGCUCAAAUAGUUAAAGCUUUGAAAGCUAUGACUAGAAGUUUGUUGCUAGGGGAAAAAGUCAAUGCUAUACUAGAGAAAUCAAGUGUUUGGGCGGAAUACAAAGAUCAACGGCAUGAUCUAUUCAUUUCUAAUGCUACUAACUCUGGUUACCUUACUGCUGGAACGCCGGUGUCUGCUGGUUAUUUAACGGCUGGUCCAAGUACCACUAUAACCACCGGUCCACCACCAGUGGACAAAGAAGAUAGCUUAAUUAACAGGAACGAUAAUAUCUGAUAUAGGUAGCAUCGCAAGUAAAUACAAGAGGCAGGUAAAAAUGCCGAUCCUGAAAUUCCUAUCGGUAUGUCAUACCGGUGUAAAGACUACAUUGCCUGUGAUUUUCGGGUCCUUAAACUAAGGAAUUUAUCAAUCGAAUGUUUUUGUUAAAUUUACAUUUAUAUUAAGAUUAUUAUGAAUAUAUAUAUAUAUAUACAUAUAUAUAUAUAUAUACAUAUAUAAAUAUAAUGAUACUCUUUAUUAUGCUGUAUAAGCAAAUUACAUGUAAGUAAUGUCAUUCUUUACGGCGUUAAUGUGUGGCAAAAGAUAGUAUUCAAUGAAAGUCUAUUACUAAACAAAUUUUUCUAGGAAAAUACACAUCUGAACGAGAAAAAUCUCUUGUGUCGAUUUUCAACGGUUUUUGUAAACGGACACUUAUUUUGUAAUUUAGCAACUCUUCCGACGCAACUUUUUAUUGCUUACCAUCAAAACGAACUUACGUUGUCGAGUGAAUUCAUCUGUAUCGUAUGAGAGAUUAAGGCACAGAUUCGUUUAUCAAACUUCUAAUGAGAAUAAGUAACUUGUACUCUUUAAAGAUCGGAGAAACGAUUUUACAUCCCCUUACAAAAUUAAAAUUAAGACCAGCAAAAAAAAA
This is a messenger RNA of Nomia melanderi (Alkali bee), 7885 nucleotides long. RefSeq names its product receptor mediated endocytosis 8 (gene Rme-8). The record is from RefSeq and is a predicted model, not a curated record. Gene Ontology annotation, cellular component: endosome membrane. Gene Ontology annotation, biological process: regulation of early endosome to late endosome transport; receptor-mediated endocytosis; endosome organization. Lineage: Eukaryota; Metazoa; Arthropoda; Insecta; Hymenoptera; Halictidae.